Pocillopora meandrina is the source of this 450-nucleotide messenger RNA. Lineage: Eukaryota; Metazoa; Cnidaria; Anthozoa; Scleractinia; Pocilloporidae. The record is from the annotation of a GenBank genome assembly.
AUGUCGAAGCGUGCGAGACAUCAGCCAGGCUUUUACGCAACAUUAUUGAAUGAUGUUCGCCAUCGUGGCCUUAAUUCGAAAUACCGACCGAAGGUAAAACCUACUGUUAUGGGCGUUUACGAAGUUGAACGCAUUGUAGCAAAACGAGUUCAAGGAGGCAGAGCAGAGUACUUCAUCCAAUGGCAAAGCUACUCCCCGAGUGAAAAUACGUGGGAACCAGCCGAGCACUUACCCGAGGAACUCAUCACUGCCUUCGAGAACAGAUCUGUCGAUCCAUUUCGCGCCGAUGAAUGCCGAGAGAGACUAGCUCUUUUAUUUGAGAAGGGUUUAAAAUCGCCCCUGGCAUGCAACGAAACUAUCACGAUACGGCACGAUGUAGUGCGAGCGCUCUUUCCUGGUUUGCCAUCAGACCUCCGUGGGUCUCCGUACCUCGCUAGUGAAGAGGAACUG